Molecule: messenger RNA, 1366 nt
Organism: Chanos chanos (milkfish)
Lineage: Eukaryota; Metazoa; Chordata; Actinopteri; Gonorynchiformes; Chanidae
Gene: panx1a
Product: pannexin 1a
Exons: 6
Coding region: 29-1297 (422 amino acids)
Biological process (GO): cell-cell signaling; positive regulation of interleukin-1 production; monoatomic cation transport
Cellular component (GO): plasma membrane
Molecular function (GO): wide pore channel activity
Source: RefSeq, a predicted model, not a curated record
UUCAGUUUAAUUGGUAAAUUAAACAGCUAUGGCGAUAGCUCAUGCCGCGACGGAGUAUGUUUUCACCGACUUCUUGCUCAAAGAGCCGACAUCGGAGGCGAAAUACAAAGGCAUCCGACUAGACCUGGCAGUAGAUAAGAUUGUGACCUGCGUUGCAGUUGGGCUCCCUUUGUUGCUCAUCUCUCUCGCUUUUGCACAAGAGGUGACUGUCGGCACACAGAUCAGUUGUUUUUCUCCCACAAACUUCUCAUGGCGUCAGGCAGCCUAUGUUGACUCCUUCUGCUGGGCUGCUCUACAACAACAAGAGAAAGGCAGCUUACCGCUCUGGCUUCACAAGUUCUUCCCGUAUAUCCUGUUGUUGGUGGCGGUAUUGGUGUACUUGCCAGCGUUGUUUUGGCGUUUUACAGCAGCCCCUCAGCUUUCCUCAGACCUCACCUUCAUCAUGGAGGAGCUGGACCGCUCUUAUAACCGUGCCAUCAAACUGGCCAAACGCAUGGCCAUCACUGGGUUCACUGGUGAUGCGGACUCAACGCGCAAGGACCCCGUCGGUUCAGUGUCAGAUCUGACAGAGAGCUGCUUUAGGUACCCUCUGGUGGAGCAGUAUUUGAAGAUGAAACGUUUUUCAUUCGGGAUACUGUUGCGGUACGUGGUGUGUCGGGUCGUGACCCUGCUGAUCCUGGUGCUGGCGUGUGUUUACCUGUCCUAUUACAUCCGUCUGUCUGUGACGGACGAAUUCAGCUGUAAUAUCCGAACGGGGAUCCUGUUUAACGACACCAGCGUUCCAGCCGCUCUGCAGUGUAAACUCAUCGCCGUGGGCAUUUUCCAGCUCCUGAGCUACAUAAACCUGACGGUGUACGCUCUGCUGGCUCCUGUGUGUGCGUACGCCGCCCUGGUGCCUCUGAGGAAAAACACAGACUUCCUGAAGAUUUACGAGAUGUUACCUACGCUGGGAGUGCUGGAGUUCUCCAGCAUGGGCUGGGAUGACCUGGCCAUAUACCUGCUUUUCCUGGAGGAGAACCUGAGUGAACUCAAGAGCUACAAGUGCCUAAAGGUGCUGGAGCUGCUGAAGAACAGUGAAGAUGGGCCGUGUGACACCAUGCUCCUACUCCAGACCCUGGGACAGGUCAAGACAGACGCAGUGGACGGAGUGUCACCUGCCUCACUGACACAGCCCCCCGACCUCUCUGGCCAGCAAAACGAAAAGAACGGCAUCGAGAUGAAAGAAGCUUCUCCACUCCUGUCAAGCAACAGCACGAGGAAAUCAAGCGAUGAGAAACCUGUGCGCCAUCGGGUCUGACCGGCUGAGACCACACUGCUCUUUUCACUGUGAGAGUGACCGUGACCGACAGGGUGGGAACACGACCCA